This is a messenger RNA of Uloborus diversus, 1996 nucleotides long. It is a transcript of the gene Stip1, whose product is annotated as stress-induced-phosphoprotein 1-like. NCBI's taxonomy places the organism in Eukaryota, Metazoa, Arthropoda, Arachnida, Araneae, Uloboridae. The record is from RefSeq and is a predicted model, not a curated record. The transcript has 13 exons. Gene Ontology annotation, molecular function: Hsp90 protein binding. The coding region runs from base 118 to 1767 and encodes 549 amino acids.
UCCGAUCGAACAUUCUAGUGAUAUUUUGUUGUUCGCCUCGUGCGGUUGCUUGUCCGAAAGUUUUGCGUUUAGUAAAUAGCAGUUUUGUGUUGUAAUUUUUAAGAUAUAUUUCUUAAUAUGAGUAAUAAAGAAAAGGCCAAUCUACUUAAGGAUAAAGGCAAUUCUGCUCUAAAUGCUGGAAAUUUUGAUGAAGCUAUAAAGUAUUACACGGAAGCUAUCUCUGAGGACUCAUCUAACCAUGUGCUAUUUAGUAACCGUAGUGCUGCAUAUUGUAAAGCUGGUAAAUACAAAGAAGCUUUAAUAGAUGCUGAAAAAACUGUGGAAGUGAAACCUGACUGGGCAAAGGGGUAUUCUAGAAAAGGAGCUGCAUUAGCAUAUUUGAAACGUUAUGAUGAUGCUCUAAAUGCUUAUAAAGAAGGUUUAAAGUUUGAUCCGAACAAUGAGCAGCUCAAAGAAGGAAUUAAAGAAGUUCAGUCUCAAAUGUCGUCAGGUAAUUUAAGCUAUAGAUUAGUUUUUCCUAAUCCAUUUUCUGGGCCAGGAAUUAUGGAAAAAUUAAGAAAUGAUCCACGUACAAGAGAUUACUUGAAUGAUCCUAGUUAUAUCAAAUUGCUUCUUGACUUGCAACAGAACCCUUCAAGUAUGCUUGAAAAGCUUAAAGAUCCUCGUGUGAUGACAACAUUAAAUGUCCUCCUAGGAUUUGAUUUAGGAGCCGAUGGAGAAGAUGAUGAUGAUGUUGAAAUGGAUGUGCCUAAACCAAGUCCUUCAAAACCCAAAGAAGAACCAAUGGAAGUAGAAUUGUCACCUGAAAAAAAGCAGGCUAUCGUAGAAAAAGACAAAGGAAAUGAAUUGUAUAAACAGAAAAAAUUUGAAGAAGCUAUAGUUCAGUAUGACAAAGCUAUUGAGUUAGAUCCUAGUGAAAUGACAUUCAAUACGAACAAAGCAGCUGUAUAUUUUGAGCAAAAAGAUUUUGAAAAAUGUAUAAAGGAAUGUGAAAAAGCUAUUGAGGUUGGAAGAGAAAAUAGGGCAGAUUUUAAAAAACUAGCAAAGGCUUACUCAAGAAUGGCUGCAGCAUACCAUAAAAUUAAAGAUUAUUAUAAGGCUAGGACCUUUUAUCAAAAGUCUUUAACGGAGCAUAGAACUCCUGAUACUGUAUCAAAAUUACAGGAAGUAGAAAAAAUCAUAAAAGAAGAAGAAAAAAAAGCUUAUCUUGAUCCGGAAAAAGCCUUGGAAGAAAAGAACAAAGGAAAGGAAUGUUACCAAAAAGGUGAUUAUCCUGCUGCUAUGAAGCAUUAUACAGAAGCUAUUAUGCGUAAUCCAGAUGAUGCAAUUCUAUACAGUAACCGAGCUGCCUGUUAUCAAAAGCUUGCAGAAUUUCCUUUGGCACUGAAAGAUUGUGAAACAUGUAUUAAAUUAGAUCCAAAUUUUGUUAGGGGACACAUAAGAAAAGGAAUGGCUCUAAUGGCAUUGAAAGAACAUGCAAAAGCAUCCGCUGCAUUCCAAAAAGCUAUGGAACUAGAUCCAAAUAACCAGGAAGCACUGGAUGGGUACCGAAAGUGCAUUACAACUAGCAGUAGCAAUCCAGAAGAAGUUCGAAAGCAAGCAAUGUCUGAUCCAGAAGUUCAACAAAUUUUAGGAGACCCUGCAAUGCGAUUGAUUUUAGAACAGAUGCAGAAUGAUCCUAGGGCACUUCAAGAGCAUCUUAAAAAUCCAGACAUAGCUGCAAAAAUCCAGAAACUUCUAGAAUCUGGACUAAUAGCAAUUCGCUAGCAAUUUUGUAUACCACCUAGUCUUAUGGACUUAUUUUCCAUUAUGAAAACAUUGCUGUCUGAAAUGUUACAUUUAUUAAUGCUCUGCUGACUUUGGUCUUCAUUAUCAUUUCAUGUAAUAACUGCAGACUGAAGAUUGCACGAUAUUUUUCUUUAAAAACCUCUUGAAUCAUUCAAACUGUAUAUUUACUCGAGCCAAACUGUGAAAUAAAUGUUUGUUACUUCAGUAA